Eruca vesicaria subsp. sativa (arugula) is the source of this 1065-nucleotide messenger RNA. The record is from the annotation of a GenBank genome assembly. Lineage: Eukaryota; Viridiplantae; Streptophyta; Magnoliopsida; Brassicales; Brassicaceae.
AUGGAACAACAACAUCAACAUCUCCAUAAACCCAUCUUCGGCGAAGCUCUCACGAACACUCAUUCACGUAAAGAAGAUGAAACAACGCACCAAAAGAGAGAUCUUUCUUGCUCCUACGGCCUAAGGCAAAACCCUAAGAAGACAACCCACAAAUCUUUCGAGUUGGAAUCUUCAGAACCGAGGAAGAAGAUCUUGUUCCGAUGCGGAGAGUGUGGGAAAGGGUUUCGCUACGAGAAGUGUCUCUCGAAUCAUCAAGCGGGGAUGCAUCUAUCGACGAUCCAGAGGGUUUGUGAAGAGUCGAUCAAGAGUCUUUGUAGUAGCUUCAGUCUUGUGAGGAGGAAGAAGAGAUCGAUGAGAGUUUUGAGGUACAAGAAGACUUCGUUUACUACGUUUCUUGAAUCUCCUUCUGUUUUUGGUGAGAAUGAUGAGGAGUUAGAAGUAGCAGAGUGUUUGAUUCUGUUGUCUAAGAGUAGUCCUAAGAUUGUAGUAGACGGAGUGAAACUUCUUGGUGAGGCAAUGGAUGAUAAUGAUGAAACGAUUCAUGGUUUCUUGAGAGGCAAGAAACUGAGGAAAACUGAUGAGUUUGGAUAUGGGGUUUUGCGUAAUGAGCAAAAGAUUCUGGAAGGAGGAGAUAGUAACACAUUUGAUCAUCAGAAACAGAGAAGAGCUUGUGAAUUUGUCUCUGGGUUUAGUAGUUAUGAAGCAUGGAAAGAGACAGUGGGUUUCUUGGGAGACAAGGUUGAGUUGGAUCAAUGGAAACUGGCAAAAUCUAAGCUUGGAUUAGGAGCUAUGAAGUGUUCUGAUGCGGAUGAUGAUAUUGUUACUGAAACUAGUAAGGGGGAUGUUGAGCACCAAUGCAGGUUGUGCAACAAGAUCUUCUCGUCUUACCAAGCUCUUGGUGGUCACCAGACGUUUCAUAGGAUGAACAAAAGUAAGAGCAAGAAGAGCUGCAGAGAGGAACUAGUAGAGUCUGAGGAUGACGUGUCUGUGAAGAAAGAGAAGAAGAGGCAGCACAAGUGUAGCAAACUGGCCAAGGACGGUUCAUGCUUUAAGUUGUCACAGUAA